AUGGAAAAAUGUUUUAACUCGUACCCAGUUGUUCAGGGUUUUACAACAUUAAAUUUGUAUACACAACAAGAAUUUAAACGAGUUGGUGCUAAUAUUAUAUCUCAAGUCUCUUCUUUAAAAAGUGAAAAUAAAAAAGAAAAAUUUAGAGAAAAAUGCAAGAGCCUGGCUGAUUAUCUAAUUAAUACGAAAGAUCCAUAUAGGCGUUAUCAAGAAUAUAUUUGGAAAGGAGCACUAAGAACUUGGUAUAGUAAGAACUUUACAGGGAUUACUCAACAUGGUGGAUGUUUUAUGAUUUUUAACAAUGAAGAAAAAAAUCUUUUAGAAUUAAUUUAUGAUGCUUAUGAUUUCUGCGAAAAAAAAGAAAAAUAUAUGCAAAUACUAAGUAAUAAAUGUAGCGAAUAUGAAACGUGGUUUGAAUAUAGUAAGAUACAACUUCAGGAUAAAAGGAGUUUCAUUGAAAAAAGCUGCAAAAACAAAAAGGAACUAUUGGAACUUCCAAGAACCAAAUGCAACAUACUGAAAUCUGAAACAUUUAAUCAAACACCUGUAUGCAUAUUUAACCCUCCAGCUGUACCUGAAGAUUCUCAGUCUAAAUCAAAAAGUGUGGAAUCAGAAGAAGAUAAUAUUAAGGGUCAAGUUCUAUCUGCAUCUGAUAAUCAAAAAAACAAAGAAGAUUCAUCUACAAAUUCAGAUAAGGAUGAAGAUAAAAUCUCUACAAAAGUUGAAGUUCUAAAUAAGGAAACCAAAACAAGUCAAAUUAGUCUUACAGAAAAUGAAACACCACAUUUUUUACAGUCUGAAUCUAUAAGUCCACGAUCUCAAGAUUCAAUAAAACGCCAUGAUACUGAAAUUAUGUCAUUACCUCCUAAAGGGUCAAAUUCUGUCUCACUAACUCCUUUCCCCACACACCCUAUAAUUCAAAAUGACCCUUUUAGAGGAUCAAUAUUUGAUGAUGAUGAAAUCAUAAAAAAAAUAGAAAUACAUGAAGAACACAAAAUAAAAAAUGUAAACACGACAAAUAUAAAAAAGAAAAGAUCAAAAACUAUAAUAGAAGUACAUAUGGAAGUACUCAAUGAAUAUAAAAAGGAUGAAUGGGAAUCAACUAAAGUAGAAUUAUUAGAAAUAUGCAUAGAAGAGAUCAUGAAAGAGCAUUAUAGAACAUAUAAUAAUAUAACAAAUAAUGAACAUAUGGAGAAUAUUAGUAGUAGCAAUGAGAAUGAAAAAAACAAAAUACUAUGGAAUAAGUGGAGCAAAGCAAAUAGAAGUCUUUCUAAAAAUCUUAGAAAAGCAUAUUGGUUUAUAAAUUUAAAAAAUGAAUGGAAAAAUGAAAAAUCUUCCUUAAAAAAAACUGAAGAAUUUAAUAAGAAUCAUAAAAAAGAAAUUCAAAAACUUCCAUUUAUAGAAAGAGAGAAAGAGUUAUGGAAACGGUGGAUAUCAAAAAAAAUUAUUAUUAUAGAACAAUAUAUUGAACAGGACUUGUCUGAGGAAAUAACAGAGGAAUUACAAAAUAUGUCUUGUGAAUAUGAAAAUGAAGGAACUCACGAAUAUAAAACUUUGAUAAAUACAAGAGAAGUGGAGAACAAAGGUUAUAAAGAAUUAUAUAAAUAUAUAAAAAAAAAAUUACUAACAAAAUUGUGCAUACUCGUACUUAUGCUAAUAUUAGAUGAAUGCCAACAAGAAGAACAUAUGGAAUAUAAGGAAUCCUAUUUGGAUAAUUCCAUAAAUGAAUGGAAAAAGGAAGAAAUAACAAAAAAUAUAAAUGAUAUGAGCGCAGACGCUUCGGAAAAUAAGGAAAACAGCGGUGAUAAAGUAAAUACGAAAAAUAUGGAAAAUAUUAGUUAUAUAUGGAAGGAUAAUUUUAGAAAAGAGUUAAAAUAUUGGACUACAGAAGAUGAUACAUAUGUAAAUUCCAUGAAUAGUGAUAAUUACGCAAGCAAAUACUAUUGA
Plasmodium malariae is the source of this 1947-nucleotide messenger RNA. RefSeq names its product STP1 protein. The record is from RefSeq and is a predicted model, not a curated record. The transcript is spliced from 4 exons. Bases 1 to 1947 code for a protein of 648 amino acids. Lineage: Eukaryota; Apicomplexa; Aconoidasida; Haemosporida; Plasmodiidae.